Habropoda laboriosa is the source of this 2843-nucleotide messenger RNA. RefSeq lists its product as uncharacterized. The record is from RefSeq and is a predicted model, not a curated record. Gene Ontology annotation, cellular component: ESC/E(Z) complex. The transcript is spliced from 9 exons. NCBI's taxonomy places the organism in Eukaryota, Metazoa, Arthropoda, Insecta, Hymenoptera, Apidae. The coding region runs from base 8 to 2476 and encodes 822 amino acids. Gene Ontology annotation, biological process: regulation of transcription by RNA polymerase II.
UGGCGUGAUGACCGGUCACGCGACGCGCGGUGGUGACAAUGCCGCCUCCUCGGUCGGCGACGGUCGACGGUCGAGGUCCGCGGCCGUCGACGCUGCUUUUCUCGACGCGAGUGCUCCGAACGAUCGUGUGACGACGACGAGCAGCGAGAUGAGCGAGUGUCGUCGUUUGAACCGCGGUAACGUGAACGACAACGUCCACAAACACCAGGAGGGGGAUGGGGACGAGGACGAAGAGCAAGCGUUAGAAAAACCGAAUAGUCGUCUCGGAUGCGAUACGAGCCGCGAGACAAGCAGAGAGGACGAGGACGCGGUGCGAAAGACGGACGGGAUCGCUAGUGAUGGUAGUAGUAGUAGUGAUGGUGGUAGUGGUGUUGGUGCUGCUGCCGCUGUUUCUGCUUCUGGUGGUGCUGGUGCCGCUGGUGUUACUGCAAAUGGCCUCGUCGCCGGCAGGCAUCAGGGCAGCCCUUUCAAGGGACAGGUUAGGACGGCCGAGGACACCCUCGUUGGCCCUUGCGGCAAGAAGCGGUGCGCCGAUCGAUACGACAGCUCCGAGAGUUCUGACAGUGGCGUGGCCGUGUCGUGCGGGGAGUGCAGUAGCAGCGGUACCAGCGACAUCACGGAGCCGGGUUCCCCGUGCAGUACGAGCAGCGACGAGGGGGUAGCGAUACGUGGCGCGCCCGCCAGUCCACUUCCGUCCCUACCCAAGCUGGCGCCGUCCUCGCAGAUCAGUACCAGGCCCCAGUGGCCCUGGACCCCGCCGUUGGCGGCCACCGCGUGCUCGACCUACAAGAGGCUCAAGGGCGAGCCCGAGGCUGGCGCCCUCCCGAGGUCCGGGGCCGCGGAUCCCUCCUUCCGAGGAACCACCAAGUCCCUAGGCAAGCCGAACGCUGCCCAUCACCAUCACGAGUCCCAGGGCAAGAUCACCGAGUACUUCAAGACUCAGAUCAAGCCUCAGCAGCCCAAAAUCAAGAAGAACAGCGAGACGAUGUCGGUGCUAGUCGCGAAGAGCACGUCGGAGUUCCGGAGGCCAGCGACCGUGCAGAGGAACAAGGGAGGACUUGCCAAGUACCUGAGCACGGUGUCGCCGAACGGGAGGACAAGCUCGACGACGAACGACUGGGAAGUAAGAGCCCUGACGAUGUCUCCGCCACCCACCAAGAAACCACCGCCGGUGAUCGUACCGAGGACCAACGGUAAGAUGGACAAGAAAUUGGCGAAAUCGGUGCCCAGCCUGCCUAUCUCGAACGACGUACUCAAGAACAUACCGAGCUGCAAGAUCUCGUCUCUAAGGUUGACAUCGGAGGCGAGUCCAAACGCGAAGAACAGUUCGCCACCCUCGACGCCAGCACCUACUCUGACCAACGAGACGGCUACCGGCCUCGAUUUCAAAGGCUGCAUCCUUUCGAAACAGCGCAACGUGAACGAGAACAACAACAACCUGACGAACGGCUGCGGGAACAUCUUGGGCUCGCUGAGAUCCCAAACUGGCCAGCAAGAUCCUCUGUCGAGGUUGUCCGUACCGGAGGACACCGACGAAUCCAAGGAGACCCAGGUGAGCCCAGCGGACGAGGACGACGUGGAGGAAGAAGAGGAGGACUCGAGGAGUAGCGAAUCGAAACCGCCCUUGUCGCCGAUACUCUCCGCGCCUACCACUAUCAGAUUCCCAGCUCGUGAACCAGAAAAGGACAGGCAACACGGCACGGACAGCGGGGUUUGCCGAUGGGAUAAGUGCGAGGAGAGCUUCGAAUCGAGCGGAGAGCUCCUGGAACAUUUACAGGCGGCGCACAUCAACACGCAAACCGGCGGCGAUAAUUUUGUCUGUCAGUGGCAAGGUUGCAAGGUGCAAGGGAGGAGUUCCUGCUCGAGGAGAUGGCUGGAACGACACGUGUUGUCCCACGGCGGGAACAAACCGUUCCGGUGCAUAGUCGACGGCUGCGGAAGCAGAUUCAGCUCUCAGACCGCGCUCGAAAGGCACGUGAACGGGCACUUUAAUCAACCGGAGACCAGCAACAAUAACGCGAGACGAAGCUGCGAGAGCGGUGGAAAGCUGGUGAGAAGAAACGGGAAACGGCUACGGUAUAGGCGACAACCUUGGUCGGCGAGACUGUUCGACUACUUCGAUUCUGGAGUGAUGGAAGGUCUCCAGCACAGGUUACUCCAACUGGCCAAGUCGAGGACGCAAGGACGUCUCGCGGAGACUCCAGGAAAUUCGAUGGCCCUAACUAGUCAAGUAUUAGCUCGAAGAGUAGAGUUGGACGGAAAGACUAAAGUUCUGUUACGAUGGCAUCCUCCAGACAUCGAGCCAGACGAGUGGGUACUGGAGUCGGAAGUACAAAGCACGAAGAACGUGGAGAUACGCAAGGUGGCGUCGAGACAUCCGGAAGAGGUGAGCCUGGCCCUGUACUCGGCGAUGAACGGCAGCACGCCGUCGUUGUCGCGGGUGAAGCAACGCCGGAAACCUGUGAAGAACUCGUGAUAAUGCCGAUCAAGGUGAUCGAGAACAAGCGCGACGAAGCAGCGACGACUAUGCCAGAGAACGAAUUAGAAGACGUGUUUUCUGUAUCAGGAUGAUUGUGCUUUCUGGUCUGUACAGAAGGAGCCUGGCGAGAAUAACCUGAACGUGUCGAGAAGAGGACCGAACUAAGACGUGUUCGAGCUUUCGAGAGGUUAGGAACAGGUGGGGUUAAUUCCAAAACGAGUUCCGAGACGAAGUAGAACCGAUGUUCCGAGUGAACGUACCACAAAACACAGAUGCGGAGAUAAAAGUCUAUGACGCGAGCUAUCGAAGAGUUCGCUUAUCAUGCGAUAGAGAGAGAGAGAGAGAGAGAGAGAGAGAGAGAGAG